CACUAACACGACGGAACGAACAAGUUCUAAUGGAAUUCAAUAAUAAUUUAUAAAAAUAGCAUUUUUGAAAUAAUAUUUACAGACAAUCGAGUAUUCUUGACAAUAACAGAAUAUGAGGUUGUGGAGGCUACUAGCCUUUCUAUUAGUACUGAUAACAUGGAUCCAUGCAAGAACGUUAAAACUGAAACACAGUCAUCAUAAAGAGAAAAGAUUUAUUUCUGACCACCAUAGAGCAGUUUCGCCAUCUAAAAGAGCCUGGGUAUGUCAUCCCGGCUGUAGAAGUUACUGUCUGCCGUCAUGCAAAUCCAGUUGUUGUAAGCCCGGUGCACCUGACUAUCAUCCAGACAUGAUUCCAGAAAUCGAAUCAUUACAGCAACAUAUUGCUGAACAAGCAAAAAAACAGAUGAUUGCAGAAUACACUGGUGGUCAACAGAGCGACCCUUAUGCUUGUGGGCAAUUCUGCUCUCCAUCGUGCGCUCCAACUUGUGGAUCAGCGUGUUGCAGUGGUAACGCACCACCGCCUCCACCUCCUCCGAUGCCAAUGCCGCCACCACCGCCACCGCCACCUAUGGCACCGCCAUAUAUGAAUGCAAUGCAACAAAUGCCAUGUGGAGAUUCUUGUUCCGCAGAGUGCGCACCAACAUGCUCAGAAGACUGCUGUCAAAAUAUUGAUAAUGGCGAACCCAUGACACCUCCUGAAGAUGCACCUCCACCACCACCGCCACCACCGCCUCCACCACCACCGCCACCACCAAGACCAAAACCAAGGCCACGACCUAGACCAUCUCCUAGUAGAAAAUUAAAAUCUGGUUCUGCUGGAAGAUGUGAUCCAUCCUGUGAAAAGCUAUGCUUGCCUUCCUGUGAUUUUAUGUGUUGUAUACCCGCUUAUCUUAGAAAAACAAAUUUUGCACAUUUAUCGCAAGGAUACGCACCUUUACCACCACCACCACCACCACCGCCACCGAUGGCACCACAAUCAUAUCCAAAUACAGGUACGGGAGGAUGUACUAACGGUUGUGCAGAUCAAUGUUAUCCAUCCUGUAGUAACGAAUGCUGCGCGGCUAGUCAAUCUAUGUCACUUCCAUCACCUCCCAUGCCUCCUCCACCACCUCCCAUGCCACCUCCACCACCACCCAUGCUACCACCACCACCUCCAAUGGCUCCUCCAACAAGUUGUCCGUUAGGAUGUUCUAGUGCGUGCGCGCCAUCUUGCACCCCACAAUGCUGCUUUCCAGGUGUAAUGCAAGCUCCUCCAGCUCCGCAACUCCCACAUCAAAUUCACCUUUUUACUACUUUUCAUCUCCCACCUCCACCUCCACCACCACCACCUCCAAUGCUUCCUUGUGCCAUGUUUCCAGGAUGUUCACCAGCUUGUGCACCAAGUUGCUCUCCACAAUGCUGUGGUGGUCUUCCUCCAAUGCAUAUGCUUCCACCACCACCACCACCUCCCCCUCCACCACCACCAAUGCUUCAUUGUCCCUCACCAUGUUCACCUGCUUGCGCUCCAAGUUGCACACCUGCAUGUUGUAGUGGUCAUGGCCAACAGCCUCCACUGCCGCCACCUCGGCCUCUUCCAAUGCUUCCACCAAUGCUUCCACCACCAUCUCUACCAAUGCUGCCACCACCCCCUCCACAAUGCAAUCCAGCUUGCGCUCAAGCGUGUACUCCUAGUUGUAGUCCUAGCUGCUGCGGUGCGCCCAUGGCUCCACCACAAAUACCUAUGAUGAAAAUGAUUAACAUGCCACCAAUCCGCAUUACUCUUCCUGCUCCUCCACCUCCACUUCCACCCAUGUUGCCACCUGGAAGUUGUCCAGCACCAUGUUCUCCAGGAUGUGCACCAGCUUGCAAUCCUGGAUGUUGCAGUGCACAAAUGCCACCUGCACCACCACCGCCGCCACAAUGCGCUGCACCAUGUCCUUCAUCAUGUGCACCCAGUUGCGAAGCGAAUUGUUGCACUCCACCAGCUCUGCCACCACCGCCACCACCUCCAACAUCUCAGUGUUCUGCAGGUUGUUCAGAUUACUGUGCACCAAGUUGUUCACAGGAAUGUUGUGAUUCAACAGCUGAAAUUGAUGCCAUGGAAAAAGAAAUGGAUCGAACUGAAGCAAAAUGUCCUCUUGGGGGAUGUAUUCAACAAAAGAAAGAAAAAGCAGAAAGUACAUGGGACAAGAGAAAAGAAAUUAGACCUGUUUCUGAUGAUAAAAGAAGUUUAAUCGCUAAACCUGUGAACAAAACAAAAGCUGGAAAUGAAACUUAGACUAAAUACGCACGAUAUAUAAAACAUGAUAUUUCACGUGCACAUACGCAGACAUUUUGAGGUGGAAUUUGGGUGAUAAAUGAUCUACUCGGUGAGUAGGGUAACCCAAGAGUAUUACGUCAUUCAAAACGAUAAAAUGGUAUCAAUACUAUGGUAAUCUGGACAUUUCAUUUCUUUGAAAUUCUGUAUAUAAAUAUUGUUUAAAAAAAGCCUUCGAAAGUCGUAA
Molecule: messenger RNA, 2483 nt
Organism: Hydractinia symbiolongicarpus
Lineage: Eukaryota; Metazoa; Cnidaria; Hydrozoa; Anthoathecata; Hydractiniidae
Exons: 8
Coding region: 113-2257 (714 amino acids)
Source: RefSeq, a predicted model, not a curated record